This is a messenger RNA of Penicillium canescens, 2019 nucleotides long. RefSeq lists its product as uncharacterized. NCBI's taxonomy places the organism in Eukaryota, Fungi, Ascomycota, Eurotiomycetes, Eurotiales, Aspergillaceae. The transcript has 3 exons. The record is from RefSeq and is a predicted model, not a curated record. The coding region runs from base 1 to 2019 and encodes 672 amino acids.
AUGACUCGAAAAAGCCUAUCUGAUUUGAAAUAUCCGCAAAGGUCUCAUCCGCGCUUUAGCGUUGACGAGGCUAAGGAGCGGAUACGGGAGCGGCAACGCCAAAAUAGGGCUCGUCGACGAGUAGAGAAGGAAUCUAAAGAAGAGCGGGUUGUUCCCUUAGAGGACCGACCAGCUCAGUCCUGUCCUGAUAUUUCGGAAGAGGAGGGGCUAAAGACAUGUUCUAAUUCCAAUGAGCAUAAAAUAAGCAUUUCUAGUGGUUUAUACCGCGCGAUUAAUAUAAGGUUUCCCUCUGAUACAGAUCAAGAUCCUCAUGUCCUUCACCGCCGUCAUCUCGAUGCCAUCCGUGCCAAGGAGUACCGCAAACGCCAGAAAGAACGAUCCAUUGACACUACCACUUGUGUCUUAGGCUCUCUAGGGGGUGAGCAGCCCUAUGCGGAUCAGAGCAAUAAAGCUAUCUCGUCCCUAUCGGCCUCACUCUCAACCAUACAUGAUACUACGAUAGAAACUAGUCUUGGUGACGAUAUCGAUUACUCGCCAGGUGAUGUGCCCACUUGUCUAGGAGAGGAGGCCCAUACCGGUGAGAUAUGUAGAAGUGAUAUAGAAAAAUUUGGGGUGGACUCGGCUGAUAAUGAAGAAUAUGAGACCGACUCUCAGAUUCCGGAGUGGUAUGCUGAAGACCAGCCAAAUCUUAUCGAGGAUGACUCCUAUACCGAUCUAGAAUAUGCGACCGAGAAGCUGGCGCAACAAUUUCUAGGCGGGAUCCAUGGAUAUAGCGCUGAUCAGCACCGGGAAUCUCUUACGGCCCAUAUCAGAGCUAAAGGAGACUUCAAUCAUUACAAGUUGAAUCAGCUCUUCCACCAAGCUGUCCCUCACACUCUAGAUAAGCCACAGCUCCUCCCCCAGCAAGUUCACCAGGAAAAAUCGCCCCUUAGCCCUGCCCAAUGGCAGGAGUUAUUCUCCGGGGCCCAGCGAAUACCGCCGAAAACCUCCUUCGAUGUGGACAGUAUCUUGGGCUUCGUGGACUCUCCGGCCGUAGCAGUGCACGGGAUCCGAUUCUAUUCGGCCCCGCAAUACUAUCAAAACAUUCAUAACGAUGUCCAUCUCACUAUCAAACGGGUGACUGAUAAUAACCACCGGCCCCGAUUGCUUACGUCCAGACUAAAAGACGUGCCACAUUUCCUCUUCGCACGGGUUAAAGGCGCUGAUUUCCUAACUCUCCAUCUCUUCUUUCCGCAUUUACUCUGCCAUCAGGACUUUACGAGGUUAACCAACAAGCAGUUCACACAGUGGUUUGAUCAGAUCUUCUAUCCUGCCCUCCAUCGAGUCUGCACCACUGAUCACCUCCAGCACCUACCGGCGAGUUAUCGGCAUGCCUUGGCCACCUGCCGUGCUUCCCGGAUUGAGAAUCGUUUGCACGAAACGCCCGGUCACCAGCCUCAGCUACAGAUGUCGUAUUUCCUACCGCCGCAAUGCCUGACUCAGCUAUGGCAGUACGUCCUCGCGACGGUCGAACAGCCUGGAUUACAAGAUUUUCGUGACCCCCAGCUAUUAGUCGAGGCGAAAGGGAUUAAACUACGGUUUAAAUCUGCUGAUACGCCAUCCGAUAUGCUCGCAGUCAUCGAAAGUUUCGACCGCGAGCUGCAUCGCGUUUUAAAUUUCUCUCACGUGUUACACGAGCGGCUAUACGCUGACGUGGGCAAGGAAACCUGCCCGCAAGGCGGUAUUCCCCAAGGCGAUAAAGGCGGCGAUUCAUCACAGGAAGCACAAACAUACAUCUGGCGACGCUGUUGCCUCCGGAAUCAUCUCUAUCAGCUUUAUGAUGGGAAUGUCCUUAAGUCGAACCAGAACUUUUAUCAUAAGGCAAUGCUCCGAGAUGCGGGUUCUCUAACGACACGGACACCUGCCCGGUUCCGUCUUCGCCGCGGAGGUGUAUUAUAUAGCCAAAUGUAUAACCUCACGAAGGAGAUUAUCGAUGCCACCCGUACAUUUCAUUUCAGAAUCCGGAACUGCGACAACUAG